Molecule: messenger RNA, 1752 nt
Organism: Brachypodium distachyon (stiff brome)
Lineage: Eukaryota; Viridiplantae; Streptophyta; Magnoliopsida; Poales; Poaceae
Product: protein TRAUCO
Exons: 2
Coding region: 335-1612 (425 amino acids)
Cellular component (GO): Set1C/COMPASS complex
Molecular function (GO): protein binding; transcription cis-regulatory region binding
Source: RefSeq, a predicted model, not a curated record
UCGUUGGAGUAAAACCAGAGUUCAAGUAGCGACGAGCCGCCCCUCCCCGCUCACGGGUCCGGAGGCGUUACUGCCGCCGAGCGCGCCGCCGCCUCCUGCCCUCCUCGACUCAGACGUGUGAGCUCGUCGCCUCCCCCGCAACGCUCACCGGAAACUGAAAGCUUUAUUAGGCCCUGCGCAUCCACGCGAUCCAAACCCCUGUCAAAACCCCCAGGCGCAAAUCGCAAAUCGAAAUCCCCAAACCCUCGCCCUAAAUUCGGGCACGACGCGAAACCCUCGCGCCGCCGCCCCCCGAUCCGGAGCGCUCCUCCUCCUCCUCCUCCUCCCACCCCCAAUGGCCGACUUCGCCGCCCCGCCCUCCCCAGCGAUGCAGCCGCCGUCUGAUUCCGCCCCGGCUCCCGACGCCCCGACCCCGAUGCAGGCGCCGUCCGAUUCCGCCCCGACCCCCGACGCCGACGCCGAUGCCAAGACCCCCACCCCCGCCCUCCCCGAUACCCCGGCCUCUGCCGCGGACCCGGAGACGCCCUUCUCGGACGUCGCCACCCCCUCCGACGCCGACGCAUCAGCCGUCGCCCCGGCCGACGGCCUCGUCGAGGACGACGGGAUCAACGACCCCUCGGGCGUAGCCGGCAGGAAGCACAUGACCCUGGCUCCGCCGGCGCCGCCCAGCAAGAAGUCCAAGAAGAAGGGCGGCAACUGCGUCUGGACCAGGCCCACCUCCCGCAAGGGCAAGAAGAAGGCCAAGCAGCCUGGCCACGCCGGGGCGGGCGGCUCCGGCGCCAACGGCAACGGCGGGCGGCCCAGGCCUUCCUGCGGCGAGGACGAGUUCCUCCUCACCCCGGCGCCCCGCCUCGCGGCCGCACUCAGUGACGACUCCCCUGAGCUGCCCGUGCUCCUCUCGCGCGUCUACAAGUCUGACAAGAUCGAGGUCUCUGAGGACCGCCUCACUGCUGGCAGCACCAAGGGCUACCGCAUGAUACGUGCCACCCGCGGCGUCGCGUCCGGCGCGUGGUACUUUGAGAUCAAGGUCGUGCACCUUGGCUCUUCCGGCCACACCCGUCUUGGCUGGGCCACCAGCAAGGCCGACCUGCAGACGCCCGUCGGCUGCGAUGGGUUUGGUUUCGGAUACCGUGAUGUCGAUGGCUCCAAGGUGUACAAGGCGUGGAGGGACAACUACGCCGAUGCGUAUGGCGAAGGAGAUGUAGUGGGGUUCUACAUUUCUCUUCCUCAAGGGGAGCUGUAUGAGCCCAAGCAACCUGACCUGGUUAAGUACAAGGGCAUGCCUUUCCAUGCUCAAGGUGUCAAGGAUGAGAAAAACACUCCAGUUCCAGUUCCUGGAAGUGAGAUUGUUUACUUCAAGAAUGGGGUAUGCCAAGGCACUGCCUUUUCGGACAUUCCUGGAGGGCGAUACUACCCAGCUGCGUCCAUGUACACACUGCCUGAUCAGGCAAACUGUGAGGUCAAGUUCAACUUUGGGCCUGACUUUGCGUUCUUCCCAGAAGACUUUGGAGACCGUCCUGUCCCCCGGCCAAUGAGCGAGGUGCCUUACCAGGCAUUUGAGCUGAAGAACGAGAUACCUGCUGAAAACGGUGUUGCUGAAAAGGCCGGUUAGUGUAGUUAUUGCGCUGAACAUACCCUGGAACCAGAGUAGCAGGUUGUUUAUUUGUUACUAUAUCGAAGUUUACUGAUGAACUUGUUUUAUCCUAGUUAAAAGUGCAGCAAACAGGCUGUGAUGGCCGUCGCUUGUUCCUU